AUGGGUUCAAUCCUUCUCCCACAUUUGAAAGCCGGCUGGCACGUCGAUCAGGCUAUCAUGACUGAGGAAGAGCGCCUGGUGGUCAUCCGGUUCGGAAAGGACAGUCAUCCAGACUGUAUUUCGAUGGACGAAACACUAUAUAAGAUCGCCGAACGUGUCAAGAACUUCGCUGUACUCUACGUCUGUGACAUAGAAGAGGUUCCGGAUUUCAACACCAUGUACGAAUUAUACGACAAUGUCACAGUCAUGUUUUUCUUCCGCAAUAAACACAUGAUGUGUGAUUUUGGAACUGGUAACAAUAACAAACUGAACUGGGUGCUGGAGGAUAAGCAGGAGCUCAUCGAUAUCAUCGAGACGAUCUACCGCGGGGCCAAGAAAGGACGUGGUCUAGUCAUCAGUCCGAAGGACUACAGUACCCGUCACAGAUACUAG
Orbilia oligospora ATCC 24927 is the source of this 432-nucleotide messenger RNA. RefSeq lists its product as uncharacterized. Gene Ontology annotation, biological process: mRNA splicing, via spliceosome. The transcript has 4 exons. NCBI's taxonomy places the organism in Eukaryota, Fungi, Ascomycota, Orbiliomycetes, Orbiliales, Orbiliaceae. Bases 1 to 432 code for a protein of 143 amino acids. Gene Ontology annotation, cellular component: U5 snRNP; spliceosomal complex; U4/U6 x U5 tri-snRNP complex. The record is from RefSeq and is a predicted model, not a curated record.